AUCACUGGUUUUACUACAGCGUAAACAGGCAUUCAGGACGGCCGCUUAGGGCAAGGAGGAAAUUUCCGGAAGCUCCACCCCCUCCCUGGUAAAGCCACGCCCCCUCCAGGCUGUACAGGAACUUGCAUUUCUCGGUUUGCAUCUCGGUGUUGGGUUUGCGUGUUGACCGGGCUGCUAUCAUGCCGGGCCUCCUCCUGGGAGAUGAAGCGCCCAACUUCGAAGCAGAGACCACCCACGGCAAGAUCCGCUUCCACGAGUUCCUGGGAAACUCAUGGGGCAUUCUCUUUUCUCAUCCACGGGACUUCACUCCAGUCUGUACCACAGAGCUUGGCCGAGCAGCAAAGCUGGCACCGGAAUUUGCCAAGCGUAACAUUAAAAUGAUAGCCCUCUCCAUAGAUGACGUCAAUGACCAUCUCUCCUGGUGCAAGGACAUCAAUGCCUACAAUAAAGAUCAGCCCACAGAGAAGCUCCCCUUUCCAAUAAUUGCAGACUCCAAGCGAGAGCUGGCGGUUCAGUUGGGGAUGCUGGAUCCAGAUGAGAGAGACAAAGACGGCAUGCCUCUGACUGCUCGUGUUGUAUUCGUAUUUGGUCCAGACAAGAAACUCAAACUCUCUAUCCUCUAUCCAGCGACCACUGGAAGAAACUUUGAUGAGAUUCUAAGAGUCAUUGAUUCCCUGCAGCUAACAGCUGCUAAGAAAGUUGCCACCCCAGUUGACUGGAAGCCUGGGGAUGAAGUCAUGGUAAUUCCAAGCCUGUCGGAUGAAGAAGCCAAAAAGCUGUUUCCAGGUGGAAUUUGCACUAAGGAACUCCCAUCAGGCAAGAAAUACCUUCGCUACACUGCUCAUCCAAAAUAAAAAAUAAUAACUUUGAAGAAGGGUUGAACAGACCAGAAAGUUGGUCACUGGAGCUUUUUAGAACAAGUGAUAUAGCUGCCUUGUGUGAAGAUGUGUUUGGAGAAAUUGUUAAAGAUGGAAUAGUUGAAAGCAUUUUGUUUAGCUUCUCCUUGGAAUGUGAUGCCUGAAUGUCUUUGGCCUGGUGUAGUUUCAGCUACUUCUCAAGUCAAAGCUGCUUCUCUUCUUCUUUGUGAUCAGACGUCUGGGUUUUGGUUGUGAGCAGAGUCUGCAAUAAUGUACUAAUGGACAGUUAAUUAUUUACUUUUAACCCUUCAGUUUUCUGUUCUUUGGUCACAUAAUCUCUUGUGUCCACGGUAUUAAAAACUUGUGAAUGGAAGCUAAAUUCUCUUGCUGCCAAAUGUUUCCUGGUUGAGCAGAGAAGAAUCUCAAUAUUGUUCCAAUAUAGCCAUGCACUUUAUUUUCUUUUUUAAAAAAGAAGGAUGUGAGGGUUCACCAGCGAAAAAUUAAGCUGCAUUUUUUUUCCACAGUGGGAAGUUUGUUCCAUUAACCAUGUGCCUUUAUUGCAAAGAAAUUAACCUUACUACAAAGAAGUGAACCGACUGUAUUAGUUAAAAUCUGUCAUGGAAAGCUUGUGUUCGUUAUACCAGUGUUGAAUGAGAGAUGUGAAGAAGAUAAGCUUUACUGAACAAACAUUUAUCAACUGUUCCAGUAUCUUUAACUUUUUGGUCAUACUCCUUCAAUCAGAAAAUAAAGUUAGCCUCUA
Molecule: messenger RNA, 1617 nt
Organism: Gekko japonicus
Lineage: Eukaryota; Metazoa; Chordata; Lepidosauria; Squamata; Gekkonidae
Gene: PRDX6
Product: peroxiredoxin 6
Exons: 5
Coding region: 180-854 (224 amino acids)
Biological process (GO): cellular oxidant detoxification; cell redox homeostasis
Cellular component (GO): mitochondrion; cytosol
Molecular function (GO): peroxiredoxin activity
Source: RefSeq, a predicted model, not a curated record